Solanum stenotomum is the source of this 3925-nucleotide messenger RNA. Its product is annotated as topless-related protein 4. The transcript has 26 exons. Lineage: Eukaryota; Viridiplantae; Streptophyta; Magnoliopsida; Solanales; Solanaceae. The record is from RefSeq and is a predicted model, not a curated record. Gene Ontology annotation, molecular function: protein binding. Bases 205 to 3603 code for a protein of 1132 amino acids. Gene Ontology annotation, biological process: regulation of DNA-templated transcription.
GAAAGAAGAAGCACAAAAUUAGAUUAGAAAGAGAAAGAAAGAAGAGGGGAAGGAAAAAGACGGAGGCCCACCGCAAAAGCCCAAAAAAACCUCACCUUCUUCAUCGUCUUUGUUGUUUAUGUUCUUCUCGAUCAGUUGUGAAAACCCUAAAUUGAGGUCGGUGAUUGAGGGAUUGUGGUGGAUCUGUUUUGAUCAGUCAACGUGAUGACUUCUUUGAGCAGAGAGCUGGUGUUUUUGAUACUCCAGUUCUUAGAUGAAGAGAAGUUCAAGGAAACUGUGCACAAGUUGGAGAAGGAGUCAGGUUUCUUCUUCAACAUGAGGUAUUUUGAGGAUUCGGUUACUAAUGGAGAGUGGGAUGAGGUGGAGAAGUAUUUAUCUGGGUUUACUAAGGUAGAUGAUAAUCGGUACUCAAUGAAAAUAUUUUUUGAGAUCCGAAAACAGAAGUAUCUGGAAGCACUUGACAGGCAUGAUCAAGCUAAGGCUGUGGAGAUUCUAGUGAAAGAUCUGAAAGUAUUUUCCACAUUUAAUGAAGAGUUAUUCAAGGAAAUAACGCUCCUCUUGACAUUGCAGAAUUUUAGGGAGAAUGAACAGCUUUCAAAGUAUGGAGAUACCAAGUCUGCUAGGGCUAUAAUGCUUGUUGAGUUAAAAAAAUUGAUCGAGGCCAAUCCUCUUUUCCGUGAGAAGCUUCAGUUUCCUAGCUUAAAGAACUCAAGGCUGCGGACAUUGAUAAACCAGAGUUUAAAUUGGCAGCAUCAGCUAUGCAAGAAUCCAAAGCCCAAUCCUGAUAUAAAAACACUCUUUGUUGACCAUGCUUGUGGGCAACCAAAUGGUGCUCGGGCUCCUUCGCCAGUUGCUAAUCCAAUAAUUGGUUCUAUGCCCAAAGUAGGUGGUUUUCCACCUAUAGGCGCCCAUGGACCAUUCCAGCCAGCACAAGCACCUAUUGCUUCGCUUGGAGGAUGGAUGACCAAUCCUCCCUCUAUGCCACACCAAGCUAUUUCAGGAGGACCAAUAGGCUUAAGCCCUCCUACUAAUGCUGCAUCCAUGCUAAAGCAUCCUAGGACUCCUCCUGCUACUAAUGCUGCAUUGGACUACCAAACUGCCGAUUCUGAGCAUGUCCUGAAGAGGCCAAGACCCUUUGGGAUGUCGGAGGAGGUCAAUAAUCUCCCUGUCAACAUCUUCCCUGUCACAUAUCCUGGACAGAGCCAUGCUCAUAAUUUGCAUUCUUCUGAUGACUUGCCCAAGACUGUUGUGGUGAACUUGAAUCAAGGGUCUGCUGUUAAGAGCAUGGAUUUCCAUCCUGUGCAACAAACUCUUCUUCUUGUUGGAACAAACAUUGGUGACAUUGCUAUAUGGGAGAUUGGUGGCAGGGAAAGGCUUGCAUUUAAAAAUUUUAAAGUUUGGGAGAUAGGCAACUGCUCAAUGACUCUGCAGGCUUCUUUAGCAAAUGAAUAUACUGCAACAGUCAACCGUGUGAUGUGGAGUCCUGAUGGGAACCUUCUUGGUGUUGCGUAUUCUAAGCACAUAGUUCAUCUAUACUCCUACCAUGGUGGUGAUGAUUUGAGGAACCACCUUGAGAUUGAUGCCCAUGUUGGCAAUGUUAGUGAUCUUGCUUUCUCUCAUCCAAAUAAACAAUUAUGCAUCAUAACUUGUGGAGAGGACAAGGCUAUCAAGGUGUGGGAUGCUGCCACAGGCUCUAAGCAGUACACGUUUGAGGGCCAUGAAGCGCCUGUCUAUUCUGUGUGUCCUCACUAUAAGGAAAGCAUUCAGUUCAUUUUUGCAACUGCUGUUGAUGGGAAGAUCAAGGCUUGGCUGUAUGACAACAUGGGAUCCAGGGUUGAUUAUGAUGCUCCAGGCCACUCAUGUACUACAAUGGCUUAUAGUGCUGAUGGAGCAAGGCUCUUUUCUUGUGGCACCAGUAAAGAUGGUGAAUCAUACCUUGUGGAGUGGAAUGAAAGUGAAGGUGCUGUUAAACGUACUUAUGUUGGUCUUGGAAAAAGAUCUGUCGGGGUGGUGCAAUUUGAUACUACUAAAAACAGAUUCUUGGCUGCUGGCGAUGAGUUCAUAAUCAAAUUUUGGGACAUGGAUAAUACAAACCUCUUGACUACUGCAGAUGCUGAUGGCGGAUUACCAGCAUCUCCAUGCAUCCGAUUUAGUAAAGAGGGGACACUUCUAGCUGUAUCAACCAGUGAAAAUGGGGUUAAAAUAUUGGCAAAUGCUGAUGGUGUUCGGCUGAUCCGUGCUAUUGAAAGCCGUGCUCUUGAUCCCUCCAGAGUUCCUCCUGGUGCUGUUGCGAAGGCACCCAUGAUCAGCACAUAUGGUGCUUCUAGUUCAACUGCUGGAACUAGCAUUAGUAUUGCGGAUAGAACUGCACCAGUGACGGCCAUUGUUCAACUGAAUGGAGAUAACCGCAGCUUGCAAGAUACCAAGCCUAGGAUUCCUGAGGAGCUGGAGAAGUCCAAAAUUUGGAAAUUGACUGAACUUAGUGAACCUGCUCAAGUUCGUUCCUCGAGGCUUCCAGAUAAUCUACUGUCCGUGAGGAUCAUUAGAUUAAUGUAUACAAAUUCUGGAGGUGCAAUUCUGGCUUUGGCAUACAAUGCUGUACACAAACUCUGGAAAUGGCAACGGAACGAGAGGAACGUGACAGGAAAGGCAUCUACUGCUGUCCCCCCUCAAUUAUGGCAACCUUCCAGUGGAAUUCUGAUGACAAAUGAUAUAAGCGACACAAACCCUGAAGAAGCUGUUCCAUGCUUUGCACUUUCCAAGAAUGACUCAUAUGUUAUGUCAGCAUCUGGUGGAAAAAUUUCUUUGUUUAACAUGAUGACUUUUAAGACAAUGACAACUUUCAUGCCCCCUCCACCUGCAGCAACGUUUCUUGCUUUUCAUCCACAGGAUAAUAACAUUAUUGCCAUCGGAAUGGAGGACUCUUCAAUACAAAUCUAUAAUGUUCGCGUUGAUGAGGUGAAAAGCAAACUCAAAGGUCAUCAGAAGAGAGUAACUGGCUUGGCUUUCUCUAGCGUUUUGAAUGUUCUGGUAUCAUCUGGUGCUGAUGCUCAGCUAUGUGUUUGGAGCAUGGAUGGAUGGGAGAAGAAAGCCAGCAAGUUUUUGCAGAUCCCCUCUGGUAGAGCAAUAAAUCCUCUUGCUCAGACACGGGUUCAGUUCCAUCAAGAUCAGACGCACUUGUUGGUUGUUCACGAAACACAGAUAGCAAUAUAUGAAGCAUCAAAGCUUGAAUGCGUGAAGCAGUGGGUUUCACCAAAUUUUGCAGUUACUGAUGCGACGUACUCGUGUGAUAGCCAAUCAAUUUUUGCAAGUUUUGAUGAUGGAAGUGUGAGUAUCUUUACUGCUGCAGCACUCAAGCUGAGGUGUCGGGUGAAUCCUGCCGCCUACUUGCCUUCUAACCCAAGCUCCAGAGUAUAUCCACUUGUCGUUGCUGCUCAUCCAUCUGAAUCAAACCAAUGCGCAGUAGGACUUACUGAUGGUGGAGUUUAUGUGCUUGAGCCUCUAGAGUCGGAAGGUAAAUGGGGUACACCUCCUCCAAAUGAAAAUGGUGUUGCCCCUGGCAUGAGCUCUGCUGCCGCUGGUCUUGAUCAAGCAUCAAGGUAGCGGUCUGCAGUGGGCUCUCUGAUGCAAAUGCUCCUGUGCUAUAUUUUCGGUGGGAGCUGUAGAUUUUCAGAUCUAGGAUACAACCUCUUGACGCCAGUGAUAAGAAGUUUGGCAGUGUCUCCUGUGGAAGCUGAGACAGUAUGGAAGAUCAGUAUUCAGUUAAAAGAAGGAUUCAAAGAAAGACAAAAUGUUGAUAAUUAUAGGUAGAUUAGGGAUUCAGUUCAACCUCUGAGAAAUUUUGCCUGUUAAGUUGUUUCUGUUCAAGCACUAAACUAUGGCAGUGUAAUUAUUAAGAGCUCAAGCAAGUCAGUUGUUUUCUCUC